AUGGUGGGUUGGAGGAUUAGAGCAAACAUGGAAGAAAUAGACGUUGAAAAACAUUACGUUGGUCAUCCAACUAUCUUCUCCAUCAGAUUAUUAUAUGGUGGAGAGUUUACGAAGUUUCUUGGAAGGAGGUACGUCAAGGGCAAAGAAAAAUACGUUGAUCUAUUGGACAUUGAUGAGUUCUGUGUACAUGAUAUUGAUGAGAUGAUGGAGACCCUAAGUUGUGUUGAGGAGGGUAAGUUGCUUUAUUACCACUUCAAAAGACCCUUUUCAGAUUUGGACUUUGGGUUGUUUGCAUUGGCUAGUAACAAUGACAUUAACCAUUUCGGUACAUACGUGGGUAAGCAUAAACUGAUUGAAGUUUAUGUUGAACAUGGUAAAUCAGUGUUGCAUACAUAUACAAUGUCAUCUACCCCUAGUAAAGUUAGGAUAGAAGAAAUCUUUGAUCAACCUUCAUGUAGUAAAAGGCUAUUUUUGGAAUGGAAGGAAACUGAAACAGGGGAUUGUAUUGGAUCAAGUAAAGUAGAUGUUGUGCCAACAAAAGAAACUGAAACUGACCAAAUUGAUGCCCAAUAUGAAACACAAGGGUGUUGCAAAGGUCAAAGUGCAUGUGAUGCUAGUUCAAGCAAGAAAGGGAAGGUUGGGAAUAAAGCUAAAAGUAUGGGUGAUGGUACUUCAAUCAAGAAAGGGAAGGAUGGGAAGAAAGAUCAAAGUGCAGGUGAUGGUACUUCAAGCAAGAAAGGGGAUGUUGGGAAGAAAGCUCAAAGUGUAGGUGGUGGUAAGCAAAGUGGAACUCAAAGUGCAUGUGAUGGAAUUUCAAGUAGGACAAGGAAGGCUGGGAAGAAAGGGAAAAGUAUUGCUUAA
Messenger RNA from Lactuca saligna, 861 nucleotides. The record is from the annotation of a GenBank genome assembly. Lineage: Eukaryota; Viridiplantae; Streptophyta; Magnoliopsida; Asterales; Asteraceae.